AUGCAGUAUUUAAGUAUUUAAAAAUGUUUGUAUUUCUUUUAAAUUACCUUAAAACAAAGCCUAAUAUUAAAUAAAGUAAGAGUACAGAAAGCGGUAAACAUAGCGACCAUAAAGACUAAUAAAACCAUAAAGGUUUUAAAUUUGGAUAUCUUGAAAAAAAGCAAUCGAUUGAUUUGCUUGUUAAGCUCAAAGAAUUUCCUGAUACCUAAAUUGGAAUCUUAAAAUAGUUAGGAAUAUUAAAAUUAAAAAAGCUCAACAAAGAUAGAAUCUGAAGGUGAUCAGUUAAAAUUUUAGAUAUAAUUUAAGGUUUAUCUUAUUAUCUUACUAUAUUAUUAUUAAAUUAAUAACUUUUAAUACAAUAUUUAAUUUAAAAAAAAUAAAUCAAAUUAAAAUUAAAUCUUUUUUUAAUUUAAAAAAGAUUAUUUCAUUAAUUAUUUCUAAAUUUAAGCUAAUAAAAUACAUGUUGACCCUAAAUAGACUAAAUCCAUUUUUGUGAUAAAGUAGCCUGCUAACUUAGCUUGCUAUUUAUUAAUUAUAUUUCUUAAAAGGGCAAAUAUAUAGUAAAAGAUGAUUAUGAAUAAAAUUAAAUUUUAUGUAAUAAUGAUAAAGCUAUUUUCCUCACAACUGUAGCAUUCUCCCUAGCUAAAUAUUUAUUGA
This is a messenger RNA of Tetrahymena thermophila SB210, 657 nucleotides long. RefSeq lists its product as hypothetical. The record is from RefSeq and is a predicted model, not a curated record. Lineage: Eukaryota; Ciliophora; Oligohymenophorea; Hymenostomatida; Tetrahymenidae. The transcript has a single exon.